Messenger RNA from Salvelinus fontinalis (brook trout), 3554 nucleotides. RefSeq names its product transmembrane protease serine 9-like. Gene Ontology annotation, molecular function: serine-type endopeptidase activity. Lineage: Eukaryota; Metazoa; Chordata; Actinopteri; Salmoniformes; Salmonidae. The record is from RefSeq and is a predicted model, not a curated record. The transcript has 10 exons. The coding region runs from base 235 to 2691 and encodes 818 amino acids. Gene Ontology annotation, biological process: proteolysis.
UCUGUAAUGGAAUCCAAAGAGCUAGGCUUGGGCUAACCAUAGAUUACAGCAUUAGUUAGGCAUGCUUUGAAGGAAGUGGACAGAGGGGAACAUUUUUUGAAGGAAAAGUAUGUAAGGGACGUAUCACGUGUGUAUCUGGCAGGUAAUGUGUUGUGUGGAAGGGAGGAGCUGAGAAAAGACAACAUAAGAGAAGGAUGCUUAGGAAGGAAGAUUCCAGGGUACCAACAAGAAAGCAUGGCCUUCCUCAGGACUCUUUGUGUGGUGACAAUAAUGGUGACAUUCCUGUCAAAAUGCUCUCAUUCACAGCUGAAUGUGUGCGGAACCCCUCCUCUUAACACUAGGAUCGUGGGGGGUCAGGACGCUCCUGCAGGGAGUUGGCCAUGGCAGGCCAGUCUUCACAGAUUAGGCAGCCAUUUUUGUGGGGGAUCCCUCAUCAACAAAGAGUGGGUAUUGACUGCUGCUCACUGCUUUUCCAGUACCAGUAUAUCAAAUGUGGUGGUCUACGUGGGUCGUCUGAGCCAGCAGGGCUCCAACCCCAACGAGGUGACCCGGACAGUCACUCAGAUCAUCCGCCACCCCAACUACACCAGAAGUACCCAUGACAACGACAUGUGUCUGCUGAAGCUCUCCUCCACUGUGACUUUUACAAACUUCAUUCGGCCAGUCUGCCUAGCUGCACCAGGCAGCUCCUUCCAUGCUGGGGCUACUAGCUGGGUCACUGGCUGGGGCACCAUCCGCAGUGGAGUGUCCCUGCCCUCACCACAGACCCUACAGGAAGUGGAUGUGCCAGUAGUGGGGAACAGGCAGUGUAACUGUAACAAUGGAGUUGGUUCCAUCACUGAUAACAUGAUCUGUGCUGGUCUAUCAGCAGGAGGAAAGGAUUCCUGUCAGGGGGACUCAGGAGGUCCAAUGGUGAGCAAACAGGGUAUUCGCUGGAUCCAGUCUGGCGUUGUGAGUUUCGGCAACGGGUGUGCCCAGGCAAAUCUCCCAGGAGUGUACGCAAGGGUGUCUCAGUACCAGACCUGGAUCAACAGCCAGAUCACCAGUGACCAGCCAGGCUACGUCACCUUCUCCUCCAGUGGGACUGAUUCUGACCUCAGUGUCUCCUGUACUGGUCUUCCAGCCCCAGCCACCACCACAACAACUGCACCUACGACCACAACUACCACCAGAACUGCCCCUAAAACCACAACCACAACUACCACCAGAACUGCCCCUAGAACCACAACCAGAACUGCCCCUAGAACCACAACCACCACCACCACCACAACUGCCCCUAGAACCACAACCACCACCACCACCACAACUGCCCCUAGAACCACAACCACCACCAGAACUGCCCCGAAAACCACAACCACAACUACCACCAGAACUGCCCCUAAAACCACAACCACAACUCCCACCACAACUGCCCCUAGAACCACAACCAGAACUGCCCCUAGAACCACAACCACCACCACCACCACAACUGCCCCUAGAACCACAACCACCACCACCACCAGAACUGCCCCUAGAACCACAACCACCACCAGAACUGCCCCGAAAACCACAACCACCACUACCACCAGAACUGCCCCUAGAACCACAACCAACACCACCACCAGAACUGCCCCGAAAACCACAACAACCACCACCACAACUGCCCCUAGAACCACAACCACCACCACCACCAGAACUUCCCCUAAAACCACAACCAGAACUGCCCCUAAAACCACAACCACAACUACCACCAGAACUGCCCCUAAAACAACCACUACCACCAGAACUGCCCCUAAAACCACAACCACCACCAAAACUGCCCCUAAAACCACUGAAUCCGUGGUGUGCGGCAGUGCCUCUUUGAACUCCCUUACUGGUGGGGGCUUGGCCUCAGGGGGAUCCUGGCCCUGGAUAGCCAGUCUACAGACAAACGGAACGCACGUCUGCGGGGGCACAAUGGUGGCAGAGGACUAUGUCAUGAGCGAUGCUGGGUGCUUCUCCAGUCAGUCCGACGCCUCUCAGUGGACCGUGAUCAUGGGUCGUCUAAAGCAGAACGGCUCCAACCCCAACGAGGUAACCCUUAAAGUCAUCAACAUCACCAUGAGCAACUUGACAGCCAACAACGUGGCAAUCCUCAGACUGGCCAGCCAACCCACGUUGUCUGACUACAUCCAGCCCAUCUGUGUGGACCAGGGAAGCAGCACCUUCAGCAUAGGGACUCAGUGCUGGGUGGCUGGCUGGGGCAGGGGCCAGGGUGGAGCUGAACAGAACUUGCAGCAGUCCCAGACCUCUGUGGUGGAUUGUGGGAGCUCUGGCUCCUCUGAUAACAUCUGCACUGCUGCCUUGGACCUUCGACAGGGUGAAGGGGGUGGUCCUCUGAUGUGUAAGCAGGGUGAUGCAUGGUACCAAGCUGCUGUUUUGACUGUCAACAGCAGCAACAAGACCAGCUCCAGCAAAACACGAUGGAGCCGGAGUCCUCGCUCCUCCAACAUCCAGGUCUUCACCAAAACCGCUCGCUUCCAGAGCUUCCUUCAGACCACUGUGGGCACGUUCCCUUCACCCGUCACAGCCAGAACCCCCGUCAAUAACACCAACACUGCCAACAGCACAACUACCGCUGUCGUUACUCCUGCCAGUGGGGUAACUCUGGCCCACUCAUCCCUGGUCCUGCUCUUCUUGUCUCUCCUACUGUCUCUCGGUCAAGCUAGGUGACGCUGAGGAGUCACCUUCAUGUAAACCUCUGGCAAUAGGGUCUAAAUGUGCUCUGUUUGAAGCGCUUUAUAUAUUGCUGCUCUAGAAUUUUUUGGUGAGUUUAAUCUUUGUUAACCCAGAACUCAAAUCUUGCGUAAUUUGGUCAGAUGCGUGAUUUAUUUCUGGGUCCAUGUGUUUCAAAUUGAGAGUUUGGGUUUGCGAUGUCUCCAUCCUUUGCAAAAGGAAACUCUCAGCCAAAGCAGUGAAAUUUAAGCACCGCCUUCGCCCAAUCCUGAUAGGUCCAAAUUAUCAGUGAGGAAAACAUAAACAUUGUAACUACUGCUGCUCGUUAUCCUAUGCCUCCCAUUCCGUCUCAACAGAUUAUUUGGUUUCUGUACAACAUUUGUCCACGAACACUGCCUGGUCUAACGCUGCCUGCAACAGUCUACUGAAAACAGAAGGUUUAUCUCAUCUAAUUGUUUAUUUAUUCUGACUGGAUGAAAUAUAAAACUUCCACUGUAAUCAGUUCACAAGUAGUCUCUCUUUGUAGUCUGUUAUCAAGUCUAUGCAGGUCAGUAUUUCAUGUUAUGAGACAGAUCAGGAAAUUAUUUAUUUAAAUAAAGACUUGAUCUACUGUUGCAUCUGGAAAUUAAAAUGAUGGAUGAAUUGUCUAGUUCAUUUUUUUCUCCAAUAAACAGCAGAAUUUAUAUAGACUAGACAACACACAACGUUUGUGUAAAUGUUGUAGUGCAGCCAAACGAUUGUGUCAAAUGUGUUUUUUAUCAGUUGUACAACCUGAGUGAUUACUAUAGAUCAUAUUCAACUUGAAAAUAUCAUCUUUAAUUCUGCAUUGAGAGUUACAUUACAGUAUAUCCUUUAUCUAA